GUGUAUUUGCCAGCUUCGUUCUCGUCGUCCUGCUGACCGCACAAGAAUUGGUUUGCUACGAAAUUGUGUCAAGACGUGAAACGCUACCCGAUGAAGACGAUAGUAUCUUUUCUACUGUUGAGUUUAGUAUUCCCCGUAGACGUACUCUCGGAACCAGCUCCGUAUUUCUUUUUCGGAAGCAAAACUCUUGCCAAUAAUUCCUACGUGAACGUCAGUCCAGUGGGGGACCACGACAGUGGCAGAAACAGCGUUCAAUGUCGCACUGAUGUUGGGACAUGUUGCAGCGACACAGAGGGUAACUACCGCGCAGACUGGUAUUUUCCCAACGGAACGAAAGUGAAAUUCGUGGAAUUUGGUGAUGACAUCUUUGAGUCUCGUGGAGCGCAGAGAGUUGACUUGCGCCGCAGGGAAAAUGCCGUGUCUCUCACAGGGGGAAUGUACCGCUGUGAUAUUCCUACCGCUAGAAAUGGCAAUCGAAGCAUCUACGUUGGAUUAUAUCCCUCCAGUGAAGGUAAGUUAUUAACAGGUAAACAGAGAUGAGCACUGAGUUGGCUGAGUUCUAAACCUCUAUGUCACAACUACAGCUGUAUAAUGCUAAAAAUUAACAAGAUAGCUACCCAGUAAUAUCCAACAUGCCUCUACAGGUAAGGUGAAAGUCAACAAACUUGUGAGAUUUGACCCCGACAAGCUGACCCUUACUUGUAUCUCCAUUGGUGGACCUGCAACUACUGUCAAUUGGACCAGAGACUCCACCAAUGUAGUAGAAGGAUACGUGACUGUACUGAAUGAUGCAUCAACGGCAAAUUACACCCAUACUUUGUCAGUGACUAAGCCAGGAAUGUAUAGAUGUAAAGUGUCUAAUAACAAGCCAUCAUCUGCAUCAUCAGACUAUAUCACUCUAACAGAAACAAAGCCUCCGAAUAAAGUGGCAGCAUCUGCAUUCCCAACAACCACACAUCUAUUCAUGUUUGGAACCCAUCCAGUGAUGCCAAAGGCUACCUUAUCCACUACAACAGUACUAGAGGAGACAGCAGUACUGCCAUCAUUACUGGGGGUUCCACUCAGAGUUUCACUCUCAGUAACCUUCAGAGCGGAUAUAACUAUACAAUAUUUGUUGUAGCCACAUCGGGGAACCUUCCCAGUGAAAUGAUCAGAGCUCCUGAGGAUGUUACUCUAGGAUGUCCAGAUGGUCCCGAUAAAGUGUGGGAUAUUGUAUGGCCCAUCACAGCAGCUCAGACAAAUGGCACCCAGACCUGCCCCCAUGCCACUGGGAAUGCAACUAGGGAGUGCUCUCUAACCGGUAGUUGGGGAGUUGCAAACGUCAUGUCGUGCUUAUCAGAGGAAAUUGCUCUUGUUCAGAGGAG
This is a messenger RNA of Geodia barretti, 1364 nucleotides long. The record is from the annotation of a GenBank genome assembly. NCBI's taxonomy places the organism in Eukaryota, Metazoa, Porifera, Demospongiae, Tetractinellida, Geodiidae.